CUCGCUGUUGGCGGCAGCUGCCGCCGCGGCCGGAGCCGGGCUGAGACUUGACGCAGCCCCCGCCCCCACCUUACCCCAUUGUCCAAUCAGCGGCCCCACCACCCUCCUCUUAACCCGACGCUGCCGGCUUCUGUGCCGGGGCUACUGUCUCUUUAAGGAAACGACGCCGUUCCUCAUUGGUUGGCUAAGGCCGCCGCGGCUGCUUUUCAAGCAGGGAGCGCGUGCGUGCUUAGGAGCGAGCGCGAGCCUGGGGCUGCUGCCGGGAGCGGAGCGCGGGGAUUUACCUGGGCGGCUGCACCUGAAGGGAGGAGUCGCUCAGGGGACGCGGAAAUGCACCAGCGCCUGGCAGCAGCCUGGGCAGACCCCGCCCCCUUGCAGUAGCCCAGUUUCCAACUCUUCAGCCUUGGUCUAGGCAGCACCUUGCAGCCCCUGCCCCUGCCCGCCCCGCUCCUCGUUUAGCACCAGCAGCUCACUGCCCCGCUCCUCCCACGAGCGGCUGCAGCGCAGGUCCUUCCCUUGUCCUCUUUACUCCCUCUUGCACCGUGGUCACAGUCUCCUCCCCGCUCCUGCUAAACCGCAAUACCGGCAACCGGGUCCCUCCCCUCCAGAUUUAUGGCACAGGACGCCUGCCCCAGCUCUGCACUCGCUGUAGAGGACUGUGCAGACAUGACUCCCAGGAAGGUGGCUCUCAUCACGGGCAUCACUGGCCAAGGCCAAUCAUCACUCUUAAUAUCCCAGAGCAGUCCAGGGAGGAAUCUCUGGAGGCUGGAUGGCUCGUACUUGGCUGAGUUCCUGCUGGAAAAGGGCUAUGAGGUGCAUGGAAUUGUUCGCCGAUCUAGUUCUUUCAACACUGGCCGGAUUGAGCAUCUCUACAAGAAUCCACAGGCUCACAUUGAAGGAAACAUGAAGCUGCACUAUGGUGAUCUCACAGACAGUACUUGCCUGGUGAAGAUAAUUAAUGAAGUGAAGCCCACUGAAAUCUACAACUUGGGAGCUCAGAGCCAUGUCAAAAUUUCUUUUGACCUAGCAGAAUAUACUGCUGAUGUUGAUGGAGUUGGCACUUUACGGCUUCUAGAUGCUGUUAAGACCUGUGGCCUUAUCAACUCUGUGAAGUUCUACCAAGCCUCAACCAGUGAACUUUAUGGGAAAGUGCAAGAAAUACCACAGAAGGAGACUACUCCUUUUUAUCCCAGAUCUCCAUAUGGAGCAGCCAAACUGUAUGCCUACUGGAUUGUGGUGAACUUCAGGGAGGCCUACAAUCUCUUUGCUGUGAAUGGCAUCCUCUUCAAUCAUGAGAGUCCCAGGAGAGGGGCUAACUUUGUAACUCGAAAAAUUAGCCGAUCAGUAGCUAAGAUUCACCUCGGACAGAUGGAAUAUUUCAGUUUGGGCAAUCUGGAUGCUAAAAGAGACUGGGGCCAUGCCAAAGACUACAUUGAGGCUAUGUGGCUGAUGUUGCAAACGGAUGAGCCAGAGGACUUCGUCAUAGCUACUGGGGAGGUCCACAGUGUUCGUGAAUUUGUGGAGAAGUCAUUUAAACACAUUGGGAAAACCAUUGUGUGGGAAGGAAAGAAUGAAAAUGAGGUAGGCCGAUGCAAGGAGACUGGCAAGAUUCAUGUGACCGUCGAUCACAAAUACUACAGGCCAACUGAAGUGAUUGGAUGUCGGCAAGAUAAAGGAACCUGGACUCUUAAGUGCAACCUCUGCACUACAGUGCAACUCUGUGGGGAUGUUCAAAAUUAAACAUUUGGUUUAAGCAUUAAACAUUAAAGUUUUCCUUUUAAUUCCGAGGCCUGUGUUAAAGCAGAAUGGGAAAUGGUUUACAGUAUCUCCCAGUGCGGGCUGCCACACUGAUAUUGUCAGAAAUUACAUAAUUUUCAUUUCUUUUUUUAAGAUUAUCACCAACAAUAGAAGGCUUAAAAAUUCCAAAUGUAAUUACAAAAAUAUAUUUUCAAGUAGGCUUAAAGUGUGUUCCUGGUAAUAGGUGCACCUUACCUUUAAAACAUAGAUUUAUGGAGGGGCUCGGUCUUUAAGAGUAGGGAGCUUAUUUUAAUGAGUGGCUUACCCAGUGGAAGCUCCCACUGCCACCACCCAUUCAUACUAGACAUGAUAGAUAUCAAAAGACCUAUCACCAAAGGAUGUUACUGGUUCCACAUUCAGCUGCACUGCUCAGCCAGAGUUGCUAGCUGCUUUGUGGCAGACAGUCUACAAUGUGCAUCAGGCUGCUGGCACUCUGUAGAUGAGAACCUAGUCCUCUGGUCUCCCUGCUAGCUCCUUUACUACUCUCUGCACUCUGAGUGUCUCUUGCCAUACAUCGGAACAAGAAGAGGAGACAGCCUCCAUACCUGAUCUGCCAGCAACAAUAUUUGGCCCCAUUCUCAUGACUUUAAUACUUUGGUAUGUUGGGGGAAGGUAGUCAACCUGACUGGAUCCUCGUAUGUAGAGGUGGUGUGACGAGACUGCUAGAGGGAAGAGUAGGGAGGGAAAGAAACCAUAUAGCAGAUGAGAAUAAGGGAAAUUCCAAGGUGAGAGGGAGGGUGGAAAACACCCCAGUGAAUGAAAAAGGGAGGUGGCUCUGAAGGGAAAAGAAAUUCAGUGCACCCCAGUGGGAGCAAGAGAAUAGAGAAGCAAGAGAUUGUGACUAGAGCAAACACCAGAGGUGGGAAAG
This is a messenger RNA of Dermochelys coriacea (leatherback sea turtle), 2665 nucleotides long. It is a transcript of the gene GMDS, whose product is annotated as GDP-mannose 4,6-dehydratase. Gene Ontology annotation, molecular function: GDP-mannose 4,6-dehydratase activity. The transcript has 11 exons. The coding region runs from base 613 to 1740 and encodes 375 amino acids. The record is from RefSeq and is a predicted model, not a curated record. Gene Ontology annotation, biological process: GDP-mannose metabolic process. NCBI's taxonomy places the organism in Eukaryota, Metazoa, Chordata, Testudines, Dermochelyidae.